Molecule: messenger RNA, 2074 nt
Organism: Colias croceus (clouded yellow)
Lineage: Eukaryota; Metazoa; Arthropoda; Insecta; Lepidoptera; Pieridae
Product: nucleolar complex protein 4 homolog A
Exons: 10
Coding region: 4-1542 (512 amino acids)
Biological process (GO): ribosome biogenesis
Cellular component (GO): Noc4p-Nop14p complex; nucleolus; small-subunit processome
Source: RefSeq, a predicted model, not a curated record
AAAAUGGCUGAUGUGCAACCAAAUUUAUCUAAAAUGAUUUCGGCCCAGCUACGCAAUAAGGCAAAUGAGUUUUUGAACUCAAGAAAAAAUGCGAAUAAUCUCGCUGAUAUCAUACAAAUGUUUGAGGCGGAAACGGAGAACUAUACUCCUUUAUUGCUUGCAAUCGAAGUAAUAUUUACAGAGCUGUUAAAAAGGGGUGAUCUUAUACAACAAAUAGUACCCUUAAAACCUGCAGAUCACAGCCCUGAAGCAGAGUACCGCAGAUGGCUGAACGAGUGCUACGAGACUGCGUUGACGCGCGUGCUGGAGUGCAUCAAACGCGGCCGUACCAACUCGAGGCUGCAGGCCCUCGUUACCGCCUGUAAAUUGCUACAAGCGGAGGGAAAACAUCCAUUGGAACACACCAGCGGAUAUUUCUUCCCUUCGGUUAGAUUGAAGAAUAUAUUUAAUGUACUACUUGACUCGGAAAUACCCAUGACAGCUCCUAUCACUCGUUUCCAAGAAUUCACUGAAUAUCGGGACAUGCAACAGUUUGGCUUGAAAGUCCUGUGUACUAUUGCAUAUCGCAAAUCACCAACCCACAUUUACAUGCAGAACUAUUUGGAACUGCUGGACAAGCUGCUAGCCCUCGAAAUACCAACGGAAAACAAGCCUAAAGCCAAGGAUAGAGAAGACGAGAAAGAAGAUAAACUGCUUUGCGCCAGUGAAAGAAAGGGCAGCUUCCAACUGGGCGUGGCGAACUGCAAGCGCUACGCGAACAGGUGCUGGGGCUUCGCGUGCCAGUGGCCGCUGUGCGGGGAGCCUCGCACGCACCGGCGCGCGCUGCUGCUGCUCGUGGAGCGGCUCAUGCCGCUGCUGGCCCGCCCGCACCUCGCCACCGACAUGCUGUGCGACAGUCUGGACGCUGGUGGUCCAAUAAGCAUGCUAGCGCUCCAAGGUGUGCUAGAACUGGUCCGUCACCACAAUAUUGAGUACCCGGAUAUAUACGACCGUCUCUACGCUAUGUUCGAGCCGGAGAUGUUCGCUACUCGAUACAAGCGACGGCUGCUGCACCUGGCCGAUAUAUUUUUGAGUUCCACGCAUUUACCGGAGAGUCUAGUAGCCGCGUUUGCAAAGCGCAUUUCUCGCUUAGCGCUGGUCGCGAGUCUGGAGGACGCGGACGCGCUGCUGCAGCUCGUGUCCAACCUGCUGCUGCGGCACCCCGCGCUCAAGCGUAUGAUCUGCUGUGAGGACACGCCCGCUAUCAUGUCAAAUGACCCGUACGUGAUGGAGGAGACGAGCGCGUGCCGGUCGCGUGCGCUCGGCUCGUCGCUGUGGGAGCUGCGUGCGCUGCGCCGGCACUGGGCCGCGCCCGUCAGCGCCGCCGCCGGCCGCGCGCUGCUGCAGCCGAGCGUCGCGCCGCUCGCGCCCAGCGACUCGCAGCUAUUCGACGCAGAACUAAAGAAGAGGUUUAAGACUAUUGAAAUCAACUUCAUCAGACCGGAAGGCAUGAGCUUAACCAACGGGGAGCGGCUAAUGCAAUAUUGGGAAAUUGUUGCCUAAUGUGGCAACACUAAAUCAUAGAAAAUAGAACACAGAAGUGCGGCAAUACAGUACAAGUAUGUCUUGUAAUUUUCGAUCAUGGCAAUACCGAAUCGGCCAUAGUUUGUAUUCUUGUCAAACAAAUUCGUAUUAUUAUUAUUUUCUUAGACACUAAAAUAUGACUAGUUGAUAAAUAUUAUUAAUUAUUAAUAUUUAAUAAAUCAGUUUUAUGACAACGUUUUAUAUGCGUAAACUUUUUUCUACAGCGAUUUGACGAUUUAUAAUCAGGACAAAGUUACAUACAUUUUGUAUGUAUGUGUGUUUUUGGAGUAAAAUAUAAUAAUAAAAGUCAUUUAAUAAAUAUGUUGAACUAAAACGUUUUCUUCUUAUAAAUAUAAUUCGAAGUACAUUCUUUAGAACACUGCCAAAUAUCGUAUUGGAAUUAAAAAGUUAGGCAGUGAUUUUCACUUUUACAUAAAAAAAAUAUUUGUUUGAAGUGAAACUUCUUUAGGCGCGUUGAAAGUAAAAUUUCAAGGCGUCAUGGCAAUACCGU